Chelmon rostratus (copperband butterflyfish) is the source of this 1627-nucleotide messenger RNA. RefSeq names its product Yip1 interacting factor homolog A (S. cerevisiae) (gene yif1a). Gene Ontology annotation, biological process: endoplasmic reticulum to Golgi vesicle-mediated transport. Lineage: Eukaryota; Metazoa; Chordata; Actinopteri; Chaetodontiformes; Chaetodontidae. Gene Ontology annotation, cellular component: COPII-coated ER to Golgi transport vesicle; endoplasmic reticulum membrane; endoplasmic reticulum-Golgi intermediate compartment. The transcript has 9 exons. Bases 121 to 1044 code for a protein of 307 amino acids. The record is from RefSeq and is a predicted model, not a curated record.
AGGCACACUGAAGUCAACCAACCGCUGUGGAUGGGUGGGAUCAGCCCGAACAGUCUGGUAGCCACGUAGCUAGCUAACAGCGUUAGCGGUGUAGCUAACGUCAGCGCAGUGAACGUCACAAUGGAAUUGCCGCAUCAUGGUUACCGAGCAACUAAACCAAGAGCCCGUGCAGCUCCACCCACAGCAGAUUCUGUUCUGUUUGACGACACCAGCUCUGCAGCACCAGCAAUGAACAGUCAGGCAUACUACACUCCUGGGUACAAUAUGGGACCCACAAAUGACAUGCACGGAGGUACUGGAGUGGACAACCUGUUUACUGACCCAAUGGCCAAUGCUGCAAUCAUGUAUGGCUCCUCAUUAGCCAGCCAAGGAAAGGAUAUGGUAAACAAAGAGAUCAGCAGAUACAUGUCUGUGAACAAGCUGAAAUACUUCUUCGCUGUCGACACCAGAUAUGUAUUGAAGAAGCUUAUGAUCCUCAUGUUCCCUUAUACACAUCAGGAUUGGGAAGUUCGUUACCAUCGGGACACUCCACUGACUCCAAGACAGGAUGUGAAUGCACCUGAUCUUUACAUACCAACAAUGGCUUUCAUAACCUACAUUUUACUUGCUGGAAUGGCCCUUGGCAUUCAACAAAGGUUCAGUCCAGAGGUUCUUGGACUGUGUGCCAGCACUGCCCUUGUGUGGGUCAUCAUCGAGGUCUUGGUGAUGUUGUUCAGUUUGUACCUGCUGACAGUACACAGCGAUCUGUCAACCUUUGACCUUAUUGCCUACAGUGGAUACAAAUAUGUUGGGAUGAUCUUCACAAUGUUGUGUGGCUUAGUGUUUGGCAGUGAUGGUUAUUUUGUGGGCCUUGCCUGGUCCUCUUGUGCCCUUAUGUUCUUCAUUGUUCGAUCUCUGAAAAUGAAGAUCCUUCCCUCUCUCUCCUCGGACUCCAUGGGAACUGGAUCAAGUGCCAAACCUCAGUUCCGCCUUUAUAUCACUGUGGCUGCUGCAGUCUUUCAGCCAGUCAUUAUAUAUUGGUUAACCUCUCACUUGAUCAGGUGACCUUGAGGCAUUUAAUAACCUGAAAUCCAAGUGUAUUGGACCCAAGAAAUGUGGUAGUUGCUGUGCUUGUACACCUGCCUUUAUAUGCUCUUUUGUCAGUACACUCAGAACAUAUGUGUCAGUGUUGAAUUGCAGCGUGUGUUGAGCCUGUCAGACGAACAUGUUCGUAAUGCAGUGGUUUCACUGAUUUAAUCACAAAGUUUGGUACAGAAAAUGUUUCACUGGAAGACUUGUCUUCCCGCCUGAGUGGACAAUGAUGCUGACAAAUGCUUUUUUGGGUCAUCUAGUGUGGUAAAGAAGGGCUUUCAUUGUGAAAUUUGUUUAAAAAUAACUCAGUUUAAAUAUCCUUUUUGUAAAAUGUUUCUGGACAUGUUUUCCAGUAUUUAUGUCACACAGUACAAACCACACAGACAGCAAUGCGCAUUACACCCAUGAUUCGAGUGCCACUUUUCUGGAAUAGUAUUGUUGCUGCAUUAUCUCCCUUUCUCUUGUAAGUCCGGGAUUUUAUUUAUCUACAUUUGACAAAAUAUGACAAUGUUUGGAUUUUUUGUAGAGAAAAAAAAUAAAUAUAUUUAGCUUUGUG